Molecule: messenger RNA, 774 nt
Organism: Striga asiatica
Lineage: Eukaryota; Viridiplantae; Streptophyta; Magnoliopsida; Lamiales; Orobanchaceae
Source: the annotation of a GenBank genome assembly
AUGAAAGGAAAAACAAAAGGAAAGAAAAAUGAUAAAGUUGCCAUGGAGAGUGACAAUUUGUACUUCAAUGGACUAUUCUAUAUGUAUGCAGUUAUAAUGCAGCGUCAUGUGUGCCACAAUCAUAGGAAGCUUGAGGUGGCACUGUCUUUAGAGAACAAUUCUAUGCGAAAAUGUGCAUCCCAGGAUGGGUUGGGCUACUUUGCAACCGAAACUGCUAUCGAAGACCGAUACCAAGCAAUUGAUAAAGUUAUCGGGAUUGAUGCAGAGCAAUUUUUUGGUUGUGAGGUCGUUCUAGGCGUUCCAACUAUUAGGCUGCACAUAGGCGGACCAAGCAAUGCUUAUGCGGUCUAUGCAGUUGUGAGGGUACUUCCACCUAGGUUGUCUUGGGGGCAUCUAGGCACUCUUGCUGCAACUAUUGUUGGCACAGCUGCUACAUUCCUAGCAAAAAGAACUAAAGCUUCUCAAGUUACUGAGGCCCCUACAAAAACUUGUGAGGACUGCGGAGGUUCGGGUGUGUGUUCUGAAUGCAACGGAGAAGGUUUUGUGCUAAAAUGGCUGUCCGAUGAAAGUGCUGAUAAAGCAAGAUUGAUGGCAAAAAACAUGGCAACUCGAUACACGGCAGGGCUCCCAAAGAAGUGGAGCUACUGCACAAAGUGCUCGUCUGCUCGAUCUUGCGUUACUUGUGGUGGUAGUGGGAAAUUAAACUACAUUAAUCAGUAAAGCUUGGUCCUUUUUAUAGCUCAAAAUCAAGUAUUUUUUUUUUUUUUUUUUGUU